AUGGAGACUGCCUUGAAAGCCAGGGUCCCUCACGGUGUUUCUGAAGCCUCGGACAGGCAAGGCAGUGGCCAUGAUGAUCCCAACAAGAAGCCAAACGUUCGCAAGAGAACCAAAACAGGCUGUCUAACGUGCCGCAGAAGACGCAUCAAAUGCGACGAGGGCCGACCCACGUGUGCCAAUUGCAUCAAAUCCAAACGUGUCUGCGAAGGAUAUAACCCUAGAGUGGUUUUUAAGGAACCCCUGAGCGCUUCUCAGGGACCGUUCCAGUCCUCGGGCUACGGCGGAAAUCAUGCAGGUGACAUUGGAAGUAUGCAUGCCCAGUUCGCUCGAUCUGGCAUGCGGCCCUCAUUGACCCCAAUUGCCCCUCGACCACCCAUUCAUCCAGGACACUCGGCUCGGCAUGAUAUGCGGAUGGGCAUGUCCGAAGAUGUGUUUUUCUCCCAACAGCCAGCCAUAUCAACACUCCAGUCGCAGUACUUCGACUUCAACAACUACAAUUGUGCUGAAUCAUUGGAGCCACCACCGAUGCUCCCUAAUCCUCUCAUGGCGCCCGACUACGGAAAUGGCAUGCCAGUUGUGGCCAGCCAUGCAAGGCCAAACCAGGCGAAUUGGCAAGAUGAGCUUGUUUUGCCUUAUGCCAUAGUUGUUCCACCAAUACCAGAACCGGUCGGUCAUCACGUUUCCCAUUAUGACGACGAAGACGACGAUGCCAUGUCAAUAUCCGAUGACGGACUGAUAGAAGCUGCAAAUUCUCGUGGCCUACAAACACUCACCAAGACAUGGAAUGGGGCACGAGCCGAUGCAAGGAAGUACGACUUUUUCGCCCAAUGCGGAGCCCUGUUCUCCUAUAUGGAUUCGCCAGCAAAUUCAGAGCUGCGCAAUCAGGGCGAAAUAACCGUAUUUUCUUACUUCCUGAAUAUUACCAGCCCGACUAUUUCCAUGUACGAGCGCCACCCUUGCGACCCGGUGGAGAAACAAGAGUUUCACUCUAAGGGACACAAUCUUUGGGCCUAUACGCUACCGGUCAUUGCAUUUCACCAUCCGGGCUUGUUGCACGCGAUGCUCGCGCUGGCGAGCUUCCAACUCGCCAGAAUACAAGGACAGACCCACGUCGCCGCCAUACGACAUUACUCGAGAGCUAUCAGACGUGUAGCAAGAAAUGUUAACUCUCCUUCCCGCAGGACGCAUUUAGCUACGAUUGCAGCGACUUUACUAUUAGGAUACUUUGAGGUCUGGAUGGCUGAUCACAAAAACUGGUGCAAGCAUCUCAAUGGUGCGAGCAUCUUGCUUCGAGAGAUACCAUUACGAGCUCAAGCGCGGCGCUGCUUGCCAAAGCGACGGCAAUCGGAGCGACAACGUUCACUGAGUGAUCCGACAUUUCUGCCGAAAGAGCAGGAGAAAUUAGACUAUGAGCUCCUUCGAACUAUCACCGGUAGUCCGAUUUACGCCGAGGACUACGGGCUCGAGGAAUAUGAGGGAGACAUGGAUGGCCUACAGGACGUCACAGGGCAAGAUAUUGAAAAUUUCGAAAAUCUCUCCGACUUAUAUUGGUGGUUCUGCAAAAUGGACGUGUACCAGAGUAUACUCGGCGGCACCAAACUUUUUAUGGACUACAAAGAAUGGUCGCAAAUUCCUCCCCGGGCGCCUGUGGCAAAGUUUGGACAGAUCUUUGGCACGUACGACCAUUUAAUUUUACUACUUGGGCGCGUCGCGAGUUUUGCUGCCAAAGAUCUGGGAAGAAAGCGCCGAGCGUUUACAGCUCCGCCGGGCCCGUCCUCCGGGAACACACCACCGCCAUUUCCAGGCAUUAUUCCUGUUCAGGGAGCUUUCCAAACGCCCAUGGGAUUUAGUCCACCCCGCCAGGUUUCCCCUCAAAGCGAGCAAUCCGACGAUUCGGAUCCUCGUGCCAAGCUUGAUGCAGCCCUUGAAGAGUGGGAAAGCAUUAAGGAAGCUUUCGAAGCCCUCAAGGAUAGCUUUGGACCAGACUUUCGGCCGCUAAGCCCCGAAUACGCGGACAGACGAGAGUCUCCCUUCGGACUCGCUGUCCAGUACCGAACUUACUCCAUCUCUGGCGUAUGGAUGAACUACUAUAUGGGCCUGAUUCAUCUUCAUAGAGCCCAUCCACAUAUGCCGCCAGCAGCUAUGCAGGCAGCAGGGAUGGCCGCCAAGGACACGGCAACAUAUGCGAACCAAAUUGGACGCAUCGCCUCUGGACUUUGGGCAGACAGCCCCAGGUCGACCCCGGACCCUCUGCUUGUUGCAGCACUAAUUGAGUGCUCCUUCUGUUUGUUUGUGGCUGGCGUACAGUAUCAAAUAGACAGUCAACGACACUGGCUUAUUCGAAGAAUGUCGGACGUCGCCCAAUACACAGGAUGGCAAUCAGCGAAGCAAAUUGCCACCGGCUGCGAGGCUGUGUGGAAGAAGGCAGCUCAGAUGGGCCGUGGUCCUCCAUACGAAAGCAGCAAUAAUACUGUGGAAGAGCAUGCACAGUCGGUGUGGCGGACUGCCAGGCGUCUCGAUGAAGUCUUUGAAAAAGAAGGCGACAAGCGAAUUGUGCUAGCGAGAGCUGACAGGGCCCAAUUUGCACUUGGACUGUUAGCUGCAGAAGAAGAUAUGGCUCGCCUUGAGCUACGAGAUGAUCGCACGUAG
This is a messenger RNA of Akanthomyces muscarius, 2649 nucleotides long. RefSeq lists its product as uncharacterized. Gene Ontology annotation, biological process: positive regulation of transcription by RNA polymerase II. The record is from RefSeq and is a predicted model, not a curated record. Lineage: Eukaryota; Fungi; Ascomycota; Sordariomycetes; Hypocreales; Cordycipitaceae. The transcript has 6 exons. Gene Ontology annotation, molecular function: zinc ion binding; transcription cis-regulatory region binding; DNA-binding transcription factor activity, RNA polymerase II-specific. Bases 1 to 2649 code for a protein of 882 amino acids. Gene Ontology annotation, cellular component: nucleus.